AUGAAACGAGACGCGCGUAAUUUAGUAGGGCCAACGCACCGGACCGAGUACCGAGCCGCGGGCUGAGCAAGGUUGUGACGUCAUAGUAUGAGCGCGAGUAAUCUCGGAAAUUUAAAAAAGGCUUAAACUUCUAGUCGUUAUAACUUCGGAAAUACUGCAUGUAUUGAAGUGAAAUAAAAACUAAUGUAAUGUACAUGAUCUACGCUCUGAUUUUAGGUGUAUUUGGUAGUAAUAUUUUGACCCUUUUGUGUUCUCCAUUGUAUUUUGACAUAAGAAUCUUGUAUAAGAACCGGAACAGCAACCGAGUCCGAUGUACUAUACCUACCUUCAGUUCAGAAUAUCAGAAUCACCAGACUACGGUCCUGUGAUUUCAAUGCAUUCAGUCAACCAGAAAAGCCGUCAAUUUCAUCUACAGCAACGUCAGCAACAACAUCCACACCAGUAGUUCCAACAUCUGCAGCACAAUACGUCAUUCAAUAUGUGGAUGAAUCUGAUGUGGCAGCAACGGUUCCACAGCAAAACACUGAUGUAAAUCAAAUUGAAAAUUAUCUAAAAUUGAUUUUAGACAAUCAAAUUAAUAUGGCACAAACAAUAAAUGUUCUAAUAGACAACCAGAAAAAAAUGUUUCAUAAACUUGCAAGUCUAUCUGUGCAGAUAGAAUACGAAUUUUCCAAGUGUGACAAUACCAAAAAUACAGAUGUGGUUGCACUGGGCAAAUCCAGCAAUCCAAUCGAAAAUGAAGCUUUUGUCAUAAAACCAAUUGAUUCAGUUAAAGAGCUAGAGGAACUGGAAUCACGUUUAAGUGACAAGCAGCAAAAAAUUCAACUGCUGAAGCAAUAUUCUUUUAUAUGUUUACAAUCAGAUGGAAAAGUAAACGACGCUGCAAAUGAAACAGUAAACACCAACGAAGAUUAUACGAAUGAAAGAAAAGAACAAGAGGAAGAGGUCAUAGUAGACGUCGCUGCAAAUGAAACAGUAAACACCAACGAAGAUUAUACGAAUGAAAGAAAAGAACAAGAGGAAGAGGAGGAGGAGGAAUAG
Diatraea saccharalis (sugarcane borer) is the source of this 1041-nucleotide messenger RNA. Lineage: Eukaryota; Metazoa; Arthropoda; Insecta; Lepidoptera; Crambidae. The record is from the annotation of a GenBank genome assembly.